Messenger RNA from Talaromyces rugulosus, 636 nucleotides. RefSeq lists its product as uncharacterized. The record is from RefSeq and is a predicted model, not a curated record. The transcript has a single exon. NCBI's taxonomy places the organism in Eukaryota, Fungi, Ascomycota, Eurotiomycetes, Eurotiales, Trichocomaceae. Gene Ontology annotation, cellular component: mitochondrion. The coding region runs from base 1 to 636 and encodes 211 amino acids.
AUGAAUAUAAUCGAUUGGCAAUUUACGUUGAUCAUGCCGGCAUUCAUGCAAGCUCAGUGGCCUUCUUUUAUCACACCCCCGGAUGAUUAUGAAAUCGGGAUGGUCAAGCCGGAACUUCCUCCAAAUUUUGACGCAAUGGACUCUAAUGAAAAGUCGUAUGCGCUUACCGAGCGAAACCGUGCUUUGCUUUCAAAAUGUUAUGAAGCAGCACUUGCCAAGAACCACCUUUCGUCCUACUUGGCUCUCACUCGCGUCGAUUCAGACUUACGGCAACUAUUCACAUAUUGUGAAAACACGACUAGGGAUGGAAUAGUUCCGCUUCGUGAUUAUUUAAUUCAUAUCUCUGAAAAGUGGAGCGAAAUGGGAUUCAAUGAAAGUUAUCCAUAUCUAAUGACAGAUGACGAUUUAUCGAAACAUGAACUUGAGCUUUCUAGGUACAAAGACUGGCAGACGUUAAAAGGCUACACCCAGGAGUUGCUGCAAUCAGAUACUGACGGUUGGAUAUCCCCUCAACUUGACUUUCAGAAAGUUUCUGAAAGACACAACGAGCUGUAUAAACUCUAUAUGGAAAGAGAAAUAGAAGAGUUAUCAGAAGAGGAUGCGAAAAAUCUCUGGUAUUAUGUCGAUGAAUCGUGA